This is a messenger RNA of Bombyx mandarina (wild silkworm), 3224 nucleotides long. RefSeq names its product adipocyte plasma membrane-associated protein hemomucin. Gene Ontology annotation, molecular function: hydrolase activity. Gene Ontology annotation, cellular component: endomembrane system. NCBI's taxonomy places the organism in Eukaryota, Metazoa, Arthropoda, Insecta, Lepidoptera, Bombycidae. The record is from RefSeq and is a predicted model, not a curated record.
GGUUCAAACUUCAAGAAAAAUAAAAAGUAGUGGUGGUAAAGUAAUAGGUAAAAGUUUCGGGUCACAUUUACAAUUCCAAAUCAAAGUCCAGAGGUGUUUUUGAGACGGAAAAGUCUCAACUCGGAAGUACAUGAUGGGGCUAAUAACAGGAUUAAUAAAAAAGCUGCUAAAGUUGGCAUUAUACAUUGCAGUCUUUGCAAUAGCUGUGGUGCUAAUCCCGAACAUUCCUCCAUAUACUAAAUUCUCAAGCAUCAAAUUAGAACCCACAAAGCCUAGAACAGGUAUAUUGGAAUCGAAUGGGCUUCUAAAUAAUGCUGAACAACUAUAUAAAGGGAAAUUGCUGGGACCAGAAGCAUUCCAAACUUUUAAUGGGGAAUUGUAUACUAGUUUAGCCACAGGAGAAAUUGUGAAACUCACAGCUGGAGGUCAUGUUACUUUUGUAACCAAAAUUGGACAACCUUGCAGUGGACUUGCUUAUGAACAUAUCUGCGGAAGACCAUUAGGUUUUGUUAUCGACGAGAAAACGAAAACUUUAUAUGUAGCUGAUGCAUAUCAUGGUAUUUGGAAAGUAGAUCUAAUCACUGACAAGAAACAAUUACUUGUGUCCCCUCAAGUAGAAAUUCAAGGAAAAGUACCUAAGAUAUUCAACAGCAUCAUUCUGGAUAAGAAUGGGAAUUUAUAUUGGACAGAUUCUAGCGCUGAUUUUUAUUUAAAAGAUGGUGUUUUCAGUACACUAGCUGACCCAUCCGGAAGGUUACUGCAAUACAAUACUGCGAAAAAUCAAAGUAAAGUUGUCUUGGAGAACUUGUGGUUUCCAAAUGGGGUUGUUGCAUCCCUUGAUAAUCAGUUCAUUGUGGUAGCCGAGACCUUCCGCUACCGAUUGCUGAAGUACUACAUUGAUGGGCCGCAUAAAGGAAACGCAGAAAUAUUUGUCUCUGGACUGCCAGGUACUCCAGACAAUUUACGCGCGCUACCUGAUGGAUCUGGCAUACUGGUGGGAUUGUAUACAAUGUUCAAUGAUGAUAAUCCGCUGCUCACGAAGUCCAUGUCAGAAACACCGCACGUUAGGAAGCUUAUCGCUCGCUUGUACAGGCUCAUCGAAUUACCAUUUGAAUAUCUAAACAAAGUCUACCCACACUUUUUAUUCGACGAAAUUACUUAUUACAUUGGGCAUUUCAAAAGCAUCUCUGGAUUAACUCCAGCUUUUUCUGGAUUAUUACAAUUAGACUGGAAUGGGAACAUUGUAGCCUUGUACGACAAUACUGAUAGUACUUUAGGGCAUAUAAGUGAUGGCAUCGUCUACAAUGGAAAAAUAUACACUGGCUCUCCUAAUAAGCAGGAUUUUAUAGGGGCAGUUCCUGCUCCUCCGCAACUAUUGAGAGCUUUUUCUAAAACAGUAGAAACUAAAGAAAUACCAAAAACCGCAUCUAAAAUUGAACAAACGAAACCAGUACAGAAAGAAGCUAAAGUAGAAAAAAGAGAAAUUAAGACUGAAGCCCCGAAGCCUACUGAGCAGCAUAAACCGACCCAAAAACAGCACGAGAAAAAACCAACGGCGGAGGCUCCACAAAAAUCUCAACCAACUGUACAACCGCCAAAACCCGCCGCUAACAUCGAACCCAAAACAACAUCCAAACCUGAAACAAAACCAACCCCUAAACCAAGUUCACAACCAUCCAAACCAGAAACUAAAACAACUAAUAAACCAGAAGCUAAACCAACGCCUAAACCAGAAAUUAAACCAACGCCUAAACCAGAAAUUAAAACGACUCCUAAACCAGAGACUAAACCAACGCCUAAACCAGAAAGUAAAAUACCUUCUAAGCCAGAGACUAAACCAACACCUAAACCAGAAACUAAAACAACGCCUAAACCAGAGGCUAAACCUACGCCUAAACCAGAGACUAAAACGAUUCCUCCAACUUCUAAACCGGUAACAAAACCAACGACCAAACCAGUAACGGAAUCUUCCAAGCCCGAAUUAAAACAAACUCCAGAUGUAAAGCCAACUCCGAAGCCUGAAAUAAAGUCGUCUCAAACACAUAAAACUGAAAGUGCCCAGGUACCAGACAGAAAAGAAAAUCUGGUUCAAAAAGAUACUCCAAAAAUACGGGCAGGUGUAAAAUCUGCCACACAAGAAAUACCUAUAAAAGAAGAGAUACCAUCUGACACUGCCAAGCCGAACAAGGAAACAUUGAAAGUCAUUAAAAAAGAUGGUCCUACAGAGAUUCCGAAUCCUAAUCUGUAGAGACCUCGAGGUUGUUUUUAAAUUUGAAUGUGAAGGAUCUCUUUGAGUAAUUUUAUAUUUUUACUAACUAAUCAUUUCGUUUAGAAAUUCUAAAUUAUUUCCAAAUCAAAAAUUAUAUCUGAAAAUCAUUCCAAUUUCUCAUUCCUCAGUUGUAGAAAACCUAAGUAGUAAUGAACAUAAUCGUAGAUAUAUAAUAUUAUACAUGCGUUUAUGAUUAUUCACAAUUUGUGUGACCGUAAUGUUUGUAGCAUAAUGAGAGUAUUUAUAGUUAGCGUAUUUAUAGUUUAACUAUUUUAUUAUAUUUUAUAUUUAUAAAGAAUGUUGUGAAUUUUAAAUGAAUGAAGAUCAUGGACCAAUUUUAUAAUCCAAUUUUUAUAGAAUGAUGGUACUGCAAGUUUUAUGAAAAAAAUUCGAUUUAACUAAAAAAAAAAUAACGUACAAAGGUUUAAAAAAAAAAUCUGCAGCAAGGCGCACACUAUUUUAGUACUAAAAUUCGUUAUAUUGGUAAUUUCGUUAUUACCACAGAGAUAAAAAGUGCAGCACUUUCGAAUGAGCUAGUUGGAAAUGUGAAGCUAUUUGACAAGCUGCUAUUAAAAUUAAAUCGAAUCAUUCAUUACAUUUGUCAUCAGUUAACGACGUUUAUUUUAUCGCGUAUAUGAGCAUCAGUUAUCGUUUAUUACAAGGUCGCCGAAAGUUUUACAAUCAAUGCAAAAAAAGGAUAAAUAAUAUCACAAUAAUAUCACACACUGUGUCAUUUAACUUUAAAUCAUUUUUAUUUUAGAUACCAUAGUUACCAUAAAUCAAGUCCUGAAUCACUUUUAGGUUUAAUGUACAAUAAUUCUAAGUUAUUCUAGCCUUCAUUGUUAUUUUGUGAUUUUUAUCCAUUUUGAUUGAUUUCGUAUCAAAAAAAGAGCAAUAUAAGGGCAAUAAAUAAAUUAUUUACUAAUAAAUAUAUACCUUUGUAUCAAAAAGUUUA